Messenger RNA from Vigna angularis (adzuki bean), 5378 nucleotides. Its product is annotated as cytochrome P450 71D11. The record is from RefSeq and is a predicted model, not a curated record. The coding region runs from base 39 to 1556 and encodes 505 amino acids. The transcript is spliced from 3 exons. Lineage: Eukaryota; Viridiplantae; Streptophyta; Magnoliopsida; Fabales; Fabaceae. Gene Ontology annotation, molecular function: oxidoreductase activity, acting on paired donors, with incorporation or reduction of molecular oxygen; iron ion binding; monooxygenase activity.
AUGAGUUGCAGAACCUUUUACCAUUAACUUUUUGCACCAUGGAUUCUGAAAUACUCCUUAUCUUUUCCUUUCUCCUCUGCAUGAUUGUGGCACUGAAACUAGCGAGAAACCUCAACAAAAAAGGAAAGUCAUCAUCACUAAACAUACCCCCUGGACCAUGGAAGCUUCCUGUUAUAGGAAACUUGCACCAUCUUGUUUCAUCCACACCACACCGAAAACUAAGAGACUUAGCCAAAAUAUACGGACCCAUGAUGCAUCUCCAGCUAGGAGAGAUCUUCAUAAUCGUUGUUUCCUCAGCAGAGUAUGCGAAAGAGAUCAUGAAAACACAUGAUGCAACCUUUGCAUCGAGACCUAAACUUCUGGCAGCAGAUAUAGCCUCUUAUGGAUACACAAACAUUGCUUUUGCACCGUACGGAAGUUACUGGAAAAAGGUACGAAGAAUCUGCACCAUGGAGCUUCUGUCCCCGAAACGUGUCAGUUCAUUCCAACCGAUCAGAGAAGAAGAACUCACCAAUCUGGUUCAAAUUAUUAGUUCACAUGUUGGAGGGUCCCCCAUCAACCUCACUAAAGAAGUGUCCUCAUCAAUGUAUAACAUCAUUUCAAGAGCUGCUCUGGGGCAGAAGCGCACCAAAGACAACGAUGAGUUCAUGUCGAUAGUCCAACAAGGAGUGCUUGGUGCAGGAGGUUUUGACAUAGGAGAGUUGUUUCCUUCUGCUACAUGGCUUCAACAUCUCACUGGUUUGAGGCCUAUGCUUGAGAAGGUGCAUCAACAAAUGGAUCGGAUACUGGAAGCCAUCAUCAACGAACACAGAGAAGCAAGAUCCAAAGCCCAACAUGGCCAUGAAUCAGUCGAAGAUUUGGUAGAUGUUCUCCUAAACUUCCAUGAUGCUAGUGAUAGUAACCAUGAAGUUGGCUUAACCAUUGACAAUAUCAAAGCAGUAAUCAUGGACAUUUUUGUAGCUGGAGUUGAUCCUGUGGCAACUACCAUAAACUGGGCAAUGGCAGAGAUGAUGAAGAAUCCAAGAGUGAUGAAGAAAGCACAAGAUGAAGUGAGAGAGGUGUUCAAAGAAAAGGGAAGGGUUGAUGAGAUUUGCAUGAAUGAACUACAAUACUUGAAAUUUGUCAUGAAAGAAACCCUAAGGUUACACCCACCAGGAGUUCUUCUGGUUCCAAGAGAAUGUGCAGAGACAUGUGAGAUUGAUGGGUAUGAGAUACCAGAAAAAACUAAGGUAUUGAUAAAUGCUUGGGCAAUUGGAAGAGACCCAAAGUACUGGAGUGAAGCAGAGAGGUUUUAUCCAGAGAGAUUCAUUGGCAGCUCCAUUGAUCUUAAAGGGAAUCAUUUUGAGUUCAUUCCCUUUGGUGCUGGAAGAAGAAUCUGUCCUGGCAUUUCCUUUGGCUUGCCAACUGUUGAAGUCACUCUUGCUGUUUUGUUGUUUCACUUUGAUUGGAAGCUUCCUAAUGGAAUCAAAAGUGAAGCCUUUGACAUGACUGAGACAUUUGGAGUCACUGUUGGAUUAAAGAAUGACAUUUCCUUGAUACCUCUCCCUGCUGGAUAGUACUGUUCACGGUGAAUUGCGAGGACUGAUUUGUGAAGAAACUGAUGUUUGGUUGGGAUAAUUUGCGCGGAGGGAAAAGCGAGGAUUUGCGAGAUGGCUGAAAUGAUCGAAAGAUUGAGGCCGAAUGGUUGAAACCUGUGAGGUUGGAUGGUUGGAUAGUUGGGGUCGAAUGGCCGGAUGCCACGUUUGGCUAAGUCUUUGUGAGGUCGGAUGACCGAGUAGUUAGGGUCGAAUGACUGAAAGGUUGAGGCCGAAUGACUGAAACCUAUGAGGCCGAACGACCGAGACGUUGAGGCUAAAUGGUUGGACAGUUGGGCGAAAUGACUGGGAGGUUGAGGCCGAAUGGGCGAAGCUUGUGAGGCCGAACGACCGAGACGUUGAGGUCGCGUGGCCGAAUGCAGGAUUCCGAAUUCGCUAAGUCCUUGUGAGGUCGGAUGACCAAGUAGUUGGGACUAGAUGACCGGACACUUGGGGCAAAAUGGCUGAAAGGUUGAGGUCGCGUGCUCGAAUGUUGGAUGCCAAAUUUGGCUAAGUCCCUAUGAAACCGGAUGGCCAAGAAGUUGGGGCCAGAUAUCCGGAUAGUUGGGGCCGAAUAACCGAAAGGUUGAGGCCGAAUGGCUGAAACCUGUGAGGCCGGAUGGCCGGACAACUAGGGUCGAAUGACCGAAUGCUGAAUGCCAAGUUUGGUUAAGUCUCUGUGAGAUCGGAUGACCGAAGCACUUAGGACCUAAUAACCGAAAGGUUGAGGCCGAAUGACUGAAACCUGUAAGGCCGGAUGACCGAGUUGUUGAGGCCGGAUGGCCGGACAGUUCUGGCCAAAUGGCGGGAUGCUGGAUGCAAGUUUGGUUAAGUCUCUGUGAGGCCGGAUGAUCGAGCAAUUAGGGUCGAAUGGCCGAAAUGUUGAGGCCGAAUGGAUGAAACCUGUCAAGCCGAACGACUGAGACGUUGAGGCUGGAGAGCCGGACAGCUAGGGCCGAAUGGCCAGAUGCUGGAUGCCAAGUUUGGCUAAGUCUCUGUGAGGUCGGAUGGUCGAGCAGUUGGGACCGAAUGGCCGAAAGGUUGAGGCCAAAUUGCUGAAACCUGUGACACCCAAUGACCGAGACAUUGAGGCUAGAUGACCGAACAGUUAGGACCAAAUGGUUGGAAGGUUGUGACCGAUUGGAUGAAGCUCGUGAGGCCGAACGACCAAGACGUUGGUUCCGCAUGGUUGAAUGCUGGAUGCCAAAUUUGGCUAAGUCCCUGUGAGGCCGGAUGACCGAGCAAUUGGGGCCGAAUGGUCGGACAGUUGUGGACGAAUGGUCGAAAGGUUGAGGCCGAAUGGUUGAAACCCGUGAUGCUAGAUGGCCGGACAGUUGGGGGCGAAUGGCCAGAUGUUGGAUGCCAAGUUUGGUUAAGUCUCUGUGAGGUUGGAUGACCGAGCAAUUGGGGCUGAAUAACCGAAAGGUUGAGGCCGAAUGACUGAAACUUAUAAGGUCGGAAGACGGAGUAGUUGGGGCUGAAUAGCCGAAUGUUUGAGGCCGAAUGGCUAAAACCUGUGAGGCCGAAAUGACCGAGAUGUUGAGGUCCGAUGGUCGGACAGUUGGGGCCAAAUGGCCGGAUGCUGGAUGCCAAGUUUGGCUAAGUCUUUGUGAGGUCUGAUGGGCAAGCAGUUGGAGCCGAAUGACUGAAAGGUUGAGGCCGAAUGGUUGAAACCUGUGAGGCUGAACGGUCGAGACGUUGAGGCCGAAUGACCGGACAGUUGGGGUCGGAUGCUGGAUGCUUGAUGCCCAGUUUGGCUAAGUCUUUAUGAUGUCGAAUGACUGAGCAGUUGGGACCGAAUGGCUGAAACCUGUGAGGCCGAACGACCGAGACGUUGGGGCCAAAUGCUUGAGGUCAAUGUAAGGCCAAACGGUUGAAGCCACGAGAUCGUCGUUCACCGCUCGUCCAAGUUGACUUGUUCCUUGAGAAACUUGUCGUUCAUCAGCUUGGGCUUUGUCUAGAAUCGGGCGACAGUGGUUCUGUAAUGAACUCGUCGUUUACCGCCCGGCCAAGUUGACAGUGGUUCCUUGUGGAACUCGCCAUUCAUCAACUUGGGCUUUGUCUAGAAUCAGGCUACAACGAUUCUUUAAUGAACUCACUGUUCACCGCUCGACCAAGUUGAUAGUGGCUCCUUGAGGAACUCGUCGCUCAUCAACUUGGGCUUUAUCUAGAGUCGGGCGGCAAUGAUUCUUUAUGAACUUGCCGUUCACCACCCAGUUAAGUUGGUAGUUCACUAAAGAACUCGCUCCUUUGGCUCCGGACGAUAAUGGUUCUUUAUGAACUCGCCGAUCUUCGCCCAGUUAAGUUGACAGUUCACUAAAAAACUCGCUCCUUUGGCUCCUGGUGGAAGUGGUUCUUUAUGAACUCGUUGUUCACCGCCCGGUUAAGUUGGCAGUUCACUAAAGAACUCACUCCUUUGGUUCCAAGCGGUAGUGGUUCUUUAUGAACUCGUCGUUCAUCGCCCGGUUAAGUUGAUGGUUCACUAAAGAACUCGCUCUUGUGAGGCUGUGGACGGUCGAGCAGUUGAGGCCAUGGAUGGCCGAGUAGUUGAGGCCGAAGGGUUGAAUGUUUGAUUCCAAAUUUUAGCUAAGUACCUGUGAGGCCAUGGAUGACUAAGAAGUUGAGGCCGAAGGAUCGAAUGUUUGAUUCCAAAUUAUGCUAAGUCCCUCUAAGGUUGGAGGGCCAAGCAAUUGGGGCCGAAUGGCCGAACAGUUGAGGUCGAAGGGCCGAAUAUUUGAUGCCAAAUUUGGUUGUACGUAAGGCCAUAGACGAUCGAGCAAUUGGGGCUGGACGAUUACGGUCAUGGGAGACCAUGGAGUUGAGGUCAAGUUAAGGUCCGACGAUUAGGGCCAUGGUCGGCCUUGAAGUUGAGGCCUAAGAUAAGGCUGGACGAAUGCGACCGUGGACGACCGUGAAAUCGAAUCCAAGUGUAAAAUCACUUAAUGGAGAGAGUUUCUUCAAUCCAUAUCAAUAUGUAGGGGCCGGGUCGAUAGAAUGAUGCAGAGACUAUGUCCUUGUCUGGUUCCUCGUGGAUCACAGGGGAUGUUGCUCUGCCCCACAGUGGGUGCCAAAAUGUUUUGGAUGUAGGGUUGACGUCCUGUACUCAAAACACGCAAGAUUGUGUGGAUGGCUGGACGGACCUUGAAGACUGGGCAGACCUUGCAAACCGGACAAACUAAGCAUUAUUGAAGAUCGAACAGGCGGGGCUCAGGGCGGACAAACACUGCUCCAUGCACUAGGUUGAAGACUGAUCGGACGUUUCUCUGUGCACUCCAGGUGGUCGUCCUCCUCCUUCUCCAAGCUGGGCGGGCGGGCACCUGUCAAAGGCACUCUGACGCUCAAGUUAGUAAUGUAAUCGAGCAGUAAGUAGUGCAUAUAUAUAGUGCAUCAUGUGUAGUCUGUUCUCGAAAUCAUACCUGGAAUUUUUAUUUAUACUGAUUGUAAUGGGCUUUUACCUUUUGUCAGUGCAAUCACGCCUUAAUCUUCAUUAGGGGCUUUAGUGAGCUAUUAUUGUUUAUAACUCAACCUUGUAGUCGGCCCGCUGGAUGGUCUGAUGGUCGGUCGGCUCAGAUGGUCAGCCUAUGUAGUCGUCUUGGACGGCCGACCUGAUCGUGUGCAGGAGGUUGUAUGGUACACUGGGAUCGUACGGUACAAUAACCUACAAACUUGUUACCCAUUCUUGGAUUAUGUUUGUACCCUUUGUUUGUGCAUGUCAUUGAGUUUUUGUAGUAGAUGUAUAUAUGAUAAUGAUGAUGUGUGAGUAAGGUUUCAAGUGAUGAGAAUAUUGAGCAUGUUCCAACUUUA